This is a messenger RNA of Castor canadensis (American beaver), 4342 nucleotides long. The record is from RefSeq and is a predicted model, not a curated record. NCBI's taxonomy places the organism in Eukaryota, Metazoa, Chordata, Mammalia, Rodentia, Castoridae.
CCAUUGAGCUAUAUCCUCAGUCCCCAGCUGCUCUGCAAGAAUUGGUGUUUUGUUUUCUGCUUUUAUCAACUGUUCCAUUAAAUGAAUGAGAAUGCCUUCAAAUGUUUAGCUUUUGUUUUUUUUUUUCUUUGAGGCAGGGUCUCACAGUGUAUCCCAUACUUUGCCUUAAAAACUCUCAAUCCUCCUGCCUCUGCCACUAUAGUGCUGGAUUAUAGGAGUUUUUAAACGAAGAAUUUCAACUCAAUGUAGCUCUAAGUUCAAUGGGACAGUUUUCUUUUUAUCUGUUUAUGUAUGUAUUUAUUUUUGACAAAUACUGGGGUUUGAUCUCAGGGCCCGUGUGCUUGUUAGACAGAUGCUUUACCACUAGAGCCAUACCCUCAUUCAACCUUUCUCUUUCUUUCUUUGCUUCUUUGUUUGUUUCUUUCUUUGUUUUCUUUUUUUCCUUUCUUUCUUGCAAAAAAAAUCAUCUUGGGCCUCUGUAGAAAACUUCAAAGGGAAUAGGAGUUAUCUACAUUACUGUCUUGAAAGCCUAUAAUCUUUUGGAAGGCAAAUAAACAUAAGAACAUGUUUUGGGAUAUUUUAAGUAUUUUUAAUUAUUGUAGCUCUGUAUUUGUGCAUUUCUUCAUAGAUGCCAGUUACAGUGGUUUUUCUGUGAGAUAACAGUUUGCUCUAAUCAUUAUUCAAGAAUUAGCUGUAGAACUAGAUAGCAGAGGUAUGUCUAAAAAAUAUUUCACAUGAAAAAGUAUUUUAAUUUAUGGACAAAGCUGUAUUAUUGAGAAAAUAGUGUGUUCUGUUGUCUAGCUCUCCUUGCAGUCUUAAAUUCUACACAUAGGAGUGUAAUUAAUAAGGCACAUCUGCAUCUCCUUCUGUUUUGUACUGGUCAGGCCACAUUAAGUCUUACAUUCAGUUCUUUACAGUCUCCUUUUAAGAACAAGAUUGCGAAAACCCAAAAGAAAGCAGCAAGUAGGUGAGGACACUUGAAAUCCCAUCCUGAGCAACACCUGACAGGACAGGCUCUUUCUAGAUCCUUGCUCAUCUUCCUGUCAAGUCUUCUUUGGAGAUACCCAGCAGCAUUCUAGUUAUUGUACAGUCAUUUCCUAUUUCUUACCAUCUUAAUUGAGCUUGAGGAGAGUAGGAAAACUCUUGUUUGGAAUUACUAAAACUCUCUCACAUCAGGCUGAACUGUGGAGCUGCUCGGGUGGUGGGGAAUGUAAUGUGCCCUGGUCAGGUCAUACAUUUGCACAAUUCUAAUGACGCGCCUUGCAUUGUCUUUAACUGACAACAGGAAGAGCUAAAGAGAGAUCUGAAAAUGAAGAAGGAGAAAGAAAUGGCGCAGGUGGUGCAGGCCAGUGCAGUAGCAACACCCACUCCCCCGGUGGCAGUGACCACGCCAGCACCGCCAGCCCCUCCAGCCCCUCCGCCUUCACCUCCAGCAGCACCCACUCCACAGCCCGCAGGCCUCCCCACACCCCCGCUGCCUGGUGCUUCCCAGAAGAGGAAGCGGGAAGAGGAAAAAGAUUCAAAGUCCAAGAAAAAGAAAAUGAUAUCUACUACCUCAAAGGAAACCAAGAAGGACACAAAGCUUUACUGUAUCUGUAAAACACCUUAUGAUGAAUCUAAGUUCUAUAUUGGCUGUGAUCUUUGUACUAACUGGUAUCAUGGAGAAUGUGUUGGCAUCACAGAAAAGGAGGCUAAGAAAAUGGAUGUGUACAUCUGUAAUGAUUGUAAACGGGCACAAGAGGGCAGCAGUGAGGAAUUGUACUGUAUCUGCAGAACACCUUAUGAUGAGUCACAAUUUUAUAUUGGCUGUGAUCGGUGUCAGAACUGGUACCACGGGCGCUGCGUGGGCAUCUUGCAGAGUGAGGCAGAGCUCAUUGAUGAGUACGUCUGUCCACAGUGCCAGUCCACAGAGGAUGCCAUGACGGUGCUCACACCACUGACUGAGAAGGACUAUGAGGGCUUGAAAAGGGUGCUGCGUUCCUUACAGGCGCAUAAGAUGGCUUGGCCUUUCCUUGAGCCAGUAGAUCCCAAUGAUGCUCCAGAUUAUUACGGUGUUAUUAAGGAGCCCAUGGACCUUGCCACCAUGGAAGAAAGAGUACAAAGACGAUAUUAUGAAAAGCUGACCGAAUUUGUGGCAGAUAUGACCAAAAUUUUUGAUAACUGUCGUUACUACAAUCCAAGUGACUCCCCUUUUUACCAAUGUGCAGAAGUUCUUGAAUCAUUCUUUGUACAGAAAUUGAAAGGAUUCAAGGCUAGCAGGUCUCAUAACAACAAGCUGCAGUCUACAGCUUCUUAGAGCUCCCCGUGUUAACUUAACAUGAAACACGCAAGGAUCUGGUUGUCUGAACUAUUUUAAAUUAGGAGCCAGAUGUUUUUAGUCAGGUUAUCCUGACAAGACUUGACCUAAACUUCGUUUUUAUUGGUCAUAAGAGUCCAAUUAUAUUCUUGGCCAAUUUUGUCCAACGGACAAGGGAAAAGCAAAGUCAACGGCACCAUUAUCUUGUCAAGAUCAAAUGGUUUUACUAUUGUGGCAGAAGCGGGAAAAUUUUGUUUAUUGAAAAAAGAAAAAGCAAGAAAAAAAAAGAUACUAUGGGGUCACGUGUAACUCCAUGGAAAUGCCACGUCUGCUCUUCAGUGAAGAAGCUGGUUUAGAGUCUCACAGAAAACUCUGACUGUAUUUAUUUAUUGUUGCAAAAAAGACGCUUUUUUAUCGCUGCCCUCGUUUGUCAGCUAAUUAUUUUUUCUUAUAAAAUCCAGCCCUGGUUACCUGUAAUCCAUCCUGUAUCUUAUCAUGAUUCCUGUAGGUAAAGUACAAGACGACCUCUAGAUGUCUUUUCUUUCUAUGAAAGGAGCUGCUAUGUACACAUGUGCACACACACACAACUGGGAAUCAACAUGAGUUUAUUGUCCAUGGUAGAUAUCAAUUAAGCUUGCAGAAAGGUUGGGCUGAGUGGUCCUGGACUCCAGACUAAUGCCUUGACUACACCAGUACAGUUUGUCAUUUACUCUGCACCAGGCUAAAAUGAGCAAAAUCUAUUUGAAGGUAUCUUGUUUGUAAACAUUUGUCAGAUUCUAAUUUUUUCUUUUUGUAUUAAAAUUCAACUAUGGAUGUAUAUGAAUCGAAAUAAAUGGAGAUAAGUUUUCUCCCACACGGAGGUGUCUUUGAAUGUGCGCUGAUGCUGAUCUGUAAGCUUUGUUGGCGGGGAGGGCUGCCAAGGAGAGGAGAGCAGAAGGCCCCAGGCAGACCUGGGCUUGUCCAGGACAGUAGCGGUCCUUACUCUACAGUGCCCAGUCCAUGGUCACCGCAUCAGAGGAAACCUCCAGGGUGCUAAUCCUGUCGCAUCCUUUGAUGGAGCCCAUGAUAAACAUAGACACCACACACAUCGCCUUCGUCUGACUAGGCAAAUUAGCAGUUGCAGCCAGCUACUUAUGUUGUCUGGAGGGUGUUUCAGAUGACCUUGUCCGCUGUAGUUCUUUGUUUGUUGGUUGGGUUUGUCUGUCCGCUCCACAUAAGGAACAGUAGCUAAGCAGUAUGGGAAGAAUGGAAGCAGUAGUAGAAGGUGUGUUUGCAUGUUUUUCCUUUCCCUGUUCUAACCUUACACAUUGUAUUACUGUGUUGUAAUAAUAGCCUCUCUAAGAUCAGCCAGCGUUGGAUUAUGCAGCUUUGCAAAAAUUUUCCUAGACUUUGCACUAAUUCAUACUAGCUUUGGCCUACCAAGUCCUGGAAUUUACCAGUUUUGUUUAUUAAAAGUUUCCUUCUGUUAAGUGUUGCCCUGCUAUGCAAAACCUUCCCCAGACCUUAGUUUCUUAACAGAAAGAUGUUGCUGCAGUUCCCAGUUCUUUCUUAUUACAGGCUCAGGUGUACAGGUUCUUCUGGGUUAAUUUUAAUCUAAUGAAACCCAUUCCUUUUGUACAUAAAGGUGUCACUUAAACCUAUGCUUACAAACUAAAGAAACUAAUUGCUCAGUAUGGAAACAAAGUUUUUGCUUAAAAUUUUAAGAGGGACGUAGUUAAAUACAAGUUAUUUUGUCCUUUUAGUUUUUAAAAAAAUGUUACAUGUUGUAUGCACUGUGCAGAUGCAAGAAUUCUACAUUUUAAUGAAUUAUAAAUUUAUUCUGCAUCUCAUCACGUCACAGUAUUUCUGUACUAUUUAUUCAUAUAUAUAUAUAUAUAAAUAUAUAUGGGCUUAAUCAUUUAAAACUUGUUGCAGCAAGAACUUUCCUACCUGUAGGCAAUAGAUUGCUAUGUUUUUAACAAAUUGUGGCAAAUUCUAAACAGCAGUUCUUUUUGUACGUAAUAGGACAUUUCAUCCUAGAAAAAUAAAAUAAUGUUUCUGACAUUG